GUGUCCCGCGCGGCGCGCCGUCUGUUUCCAGGGCAGCGGGCGCCUCUUAGCAACGCGCGCGCAGCCGGGUCUCCUCCCCGUCCCCAGCCUGCCAUGGCGGCCGCGGGUCCCAGCGUCUUCCUGCUCAUGGUCAACGGACAGGUGGAGAGUGCCCAGUUUCCUGAGUACGAUGAUCUCUACUGCAAGUACUGUUUCGUGUAUGGCCAGGACUGGGCCCCCACGGCGGGUCUGGAAGAGGGCAUCUCACAGAUCACAUGCAAGAGCCAAGACGUGCGGCGAGCACUGGUGUGGAACUUCCCCAUCGACAUCACCUUUAAAAGCACCAACCCCUACGGCUGGCCGCAGAUUGUGCUCAGCGUGUACGGGCCAGACGUGUUCGGGAACGACGUGAUUCGAGGCUACGGGGUGGCGCAUGUGCCUCUCUCGCCCGGCAGGCACAAAAGGACCAUCCCCAUGUUUGUCCCAGAAUCUACAUCUAAACUGCAAAAGUUUACAAGCUGGUUCAUGGGACGGCGGCCUGAGUACACAGACCCCAAGGUGGUGGCACAGGGUGAAGGCCGGGAAGUGACCCGUGUCCGCUCCCAGGGCUUUGUCACUCUCCUCUUCAACGUGGUGACCAAGGACAUGAGGAAGCUGGGCUACGACACUGGGCCUCCGGACACACAUGGCAUUUUGGGGCCCAGCCCCCCUCAGGGCCUCCCCCGGUGAGGGCCCUUCCACCGCCCGCUGUGCAGGCCGAGCAGCUCUCCGAGAAUGCAGGCUGUCCUUCCGCUGAGCGUCUGCCUGAAGUGCGGCCGGCGGGGAGGGGGACCUUAUACAAUAAAGAGUUACCUCUUCACA
Equus quagga is the source of this 840-nucleotide messenger RNA. It is a transcript of the gene B9D1, whose product is annotated as B9 domain containing 1. The transcript is spliced from 7 exons. Gene Ontology annotation, cellular component: MKS complex. The record is from RefSeq and is a predicted model, not a curated record. Gene Ontology annotation, biological process: cilium assembly. NCBI's taxonomy places the organism in Eukaryota, Metazoa, Chordata, Mammalia, Perissodactyla, Equidae. The coding region runs from base 94 to 708 and encodes 204 amino acids.